AUGCAUGAGGCGAAAAUCAUCGCGCUGGUUGCUGCAGCAUGCAGUGCCAUGGCAAUUUUAUCAUGUGUGGUAGUGAUACCAUCACUUUACAACGCUAUCAAUGAGGUACAUGAUGCGGUAAUAGAUGGUGUGCAGGUUUUUCGCGUUGAAACCGAUUCAGCAUGGACCGAGCUCAUGGAUGUACAAAUUAGCGUGACACCGCCGAGCAAACCACGCGAAAACCCCUUUAAAAGCAUUUUUCGUAAGAAGAGACAGGAUUUCUCUAGUUUGCCGGAUUACUGUCACUGCGAACCAAUCAAGAUCACUUGUCCUCCUGGACCGGCCGGUCCAGCUGGUGAACCAGGAAGAGAUGGGCCACCUGGACCACCUGGGCCUCCGGGAGAAGAUAACACAGUAACAUAUGCACCGGUGACAUGUCCUCCUGCUGACACCUCUUGCAUCAAAUGUCCAGCAGGGCCAGCUGGACCGCCAGGAGCGGAUGGUGAGCCAGGACCAGCAGGACCUGAUGGUCCACCCGGAUUGCCGGGAGCCGGAGGAAAUGGAGGUAAACCCGGACCACCAGGACCAAUCGGUGAUGCAGGCCAACCAGGAUCAAUGGGCCCACCCGGUGAAGCAGGACCACCCGGCAAAGAUGGAGAAAGAGGGAAAGGUGCACCAGGACCUCAGGGACCGCCUGGACCGCCAGGAUCACCUGGUUCCCCUGGUCCAGAUGGCGAAAAAGGAGCAGAUGGAAAGCCAGGUCUCGCAGGACCAGCCGGUCCUCCGGGAAAAGAUGGGUAUCCUGGAGAAGAAGGCAAACCUGGAUUACCUGGAGGUCCUGGUCUUCCAGGAAAUGAUGCAGCAUAUUGUCCAUGUCCUCCACGCUCUGCUGUAUUCAUCAGUCGUUUCACUCAAUAA
Acanthocheilonema viteae is the source of this 897-nucleotide messenger RNA. Lineage: Eukaryota; Metazoa; Nematoda; Chromadorea; Rhabditida; Onchocercidae. The record is from the annotation of a GenBank genome assembly.